Molecule: messenger RNA, 1653 nt
Organism: Spodoptera exigua (beet armyworm)
Lineage: Eukaryota; Metazoa; Arthropoda; Insecta; Lepidoptera; Noctuidae
Source: the annotation of a GenBank genome assembly
AUGGGUCGGCUCGAUUGGAGUGAUUCCAUGACCUCACAGAGAAUCGGCGUAUCGGAUCGCUGGACAAACAAUAUAAGCUACCGUCAGCUGGUGGUAUCAGCCUGCAUCGGUAUCUUCCAAGUAUGGUGGCAUCCGUACCUUCACGACUUUCGAAGGUUGCUGCCCUUCAUUUUCCUCUACAAUGUCUUCAGCGUGCUCAUUGGGUAUCCACUGUUUUACCUGGAACUCGCCUUGGGCGUGGCCACCAAGAAGAGUGUGCUUAAUUGCUGGGAUAUAGCGCCGAUGUCACGAGGCAUAGGGUUCGCGAUGCUAUCGACGUGCGUGUUCAGUGCGCUGGCGACGGGCGGGGUGGGGGCGUGGUGCCUGGCGCUGACGGUCCACUCCGUCCACACGUUUCUGCCGUGGCUGCACUGCGCUGCCGAAGCCCAGCCACCCUGCGCAGCCAGGCACCGUCCUCUUCAAGCAGGGAGCGAGACACCCCCACAAUCCUUCUUUUAUAACUUCGUGUUGGAUUUGAAACGUGAUGGUUUGGCGGGAGGUCUUGGCAACGUCGUGUGGGAGCUGGUCAUCUACUACGUGAUAUGCUGGAUACUCAUCUACUUCAUUGUCAUCAAACGGAUUUAUAGCUUCUCAAAGUUGGUGAUGUUUAAAGACGUGCUGACAUACUUCGUGCUGGUGUGUGUGGGUGUGGGCGCGGUGCAGCUGAAGGGAGCCUCCCGCAUGUUUAACGAUUGCGACUGGAGCGUUCUAUUUGAGAACUUACAGAUAUGGCGUGAAGCGAUCGAGUAUUCCUUGAUAGAGAUGACAGUCUGCCAAGGAUCCCUGGUAAUGCUGGGAUCCUAUUGCCCCAAGACGCAGCACAAGCUAGGCACCACGGCGAUGCUUGCGUUUGCUAUCUCCAAGUCUGGUUGCAUGACAGCCGCGCUCGUACUAGGAGCCACGCACGGAGCUUUGUAUAAAGACUACGAAAAUGCUACUAACAUUUUGCCAGGAUCGUCCUCGUCAAUUAUCCUGUGGUCAGACUACGUGGCGCGUGUACCCGGCAGUCAGUUCUGGUCGGCACUCGUAUUCUUUACGAUGUUCGUCUUAGCACUUACUACAACUGCGCUGUUGGUGCAAACAAUAAUGUCGGCGUUCACAGGCCACUCGAUCAGAAAGAUCACGGGGCCCUUCCUCAUAGUCGUCUGCUUGCUAUUCUGCUUAAUCGGAACCAUGACUCUGUGUACACAGGGUGGUUUGUACGUAGUAAACUUCCUGAUGAAUUGGCCGGCAUCGAAGCCUCGCUUGCCUAUCGCUGCAUUAAUCGCCACUGUAGUCACCUUCGUGUAUGGACAAACUACUUUCUGUGAAGACGUUUACUUCGCAGUCGGAGAAUACCCCAGUGUGUUUAUGAGGGUCUGUUGGGCACUCUCUCCCGCCAUCAUGAUGUUGGUUUUUGCUGGCGGUGCGGGCCCGUGGGGUUCGAACGAGGCCAUGGCUGGCUGGCUUCUGUUGGGUGUUGCAAUGCUACCCAUCGUCAUCUUUGUGCUGAUAUACGGAAUGUUCAAAUGCAGAGUUCGAUUGGUAAAAAAGGAACAGCUGUUCAGCGACUUGCUUGGCUCCCACGACCGCCCUGCACACUACGCUAUUCGUGCGACGUUACAUCGACGCUAG